Molecule: messenger RNA, 1350 nt
Organism: Babjeviella inositovora NRRL Y-12698
Lineage: Eukaryota; Fungi; Ascomycota; Pichiomycetes; Serinales
Gene: ERG13
Product: hydroxymethylglutaryl-CoA synthase
Exons: 3
Coding region: 1-1350 (449 amino acids)
Biological process (GO): ergosterol biosynthetic process; acetyl-CoA metabolic process
Molecular function (GO): hydroxymethylglutaryl-CoA synthase activity
Source: RefSeq, a predicted model, not a curated record
AUGUCCCCUCCUAGAAAUGUUGGUAUCAAGGCUAUGGAAGUCUACAUUCCAGGCCAGGCUGUUAACCAAGCUGCCUUAGAAGAAUUUGACGGUGUUGCCGCCGGCAAGUACACCAUUGGUUUGGGUCAAACGAACAUGGCGUUCGUCAAUGACCGUGAAGACAUCUACUCCAUGUCCUUGACGGUGUUGAAGAACUUGUUGACCAGGUACGACAUCAAGCCAGAGCAAAUCGGCCGUUUGGAAGUCGGUACCGAAACCUUGUUGGACAAGUCCAAGUCUGUAAAGUCUGUUUUAAUGCAAUUGUUCGGUGACAAUGCCGAUGUUGAGGGUGUUGACACCAUCAACGCCUGCUACGGUGGUACCAACGCUGUGUUCAACUCUGUCAACUGGGUUGAGUCCUCCUCUUGGGAUGGUAGAUACGCCGUUGUCGUCUGUGGUGACAUUGCGAUCUACUCCCAGGGUGCUGCCAGACCUACUGGUGGUGCCGGUACCGUUGCCAUGUUGAUCGGCCCGGACGCCCCAAUUGUCUUUGAGGCCCCCCACGGUUCUUACAUGGAACACGCGUACGAUUUUUACAAGCCCGACUUCACCUCCGAGUACCCAGUCGUUGACGGUCACUUCUCGUUGGCCUGUUACGUCAAGGCCGUUGACCAGUGCUACCAGGCGUACUCCAAGAAGGCCAUUGCCAGAGGCUUGGUUGCCGAACCGGUCGAUGCCAAGGCCUGUGGUAUCCAGUCCCACUUUGACUACAACGUCUUCCACGUGCCAACCUGCAAGUUGGUCACCAAGUCCUACGCCAGAUUAUUCUACAACGAUUUCAGAGCCAACCCAAGCUUGUUCCCAGAAGUCGAUGCCGCUUUGGCUCAUGUUGACUACGAAGCCUCCUUGGUUGAUAGAAACAUCGAAAAGGUCUUCAUGGGUAUUGCCAAGGAGUUGACCAAGCAGAGAGUUUCCCCAUCCUUAACCGUCCCAACCAACACCGGUAACAUGUACACCGGUUCUGCCUACGCCGCCUUGGCCUCCUUGUUGUUCUACGUUGGCUCCGAUUCUUUGCAGAACAAACGUAUUGGUAUUUUCUCCUACGGUUCCGGCUUGGCCUCCUCCUUGUACGGUGUCAAGGUUGUCGGUGACAUUUCCCACAUCACCAAGGUCUUGGAUUUGCAGAACAAGUUGGACUCCAGAGCCAUCGAAAAGCCAGAGACCUACGUCCAGGCUAUCGAGUUGAGAGAAGCGGCCCAUUUGCAAAAGUCCUUCAAGCCAACCGGUUCCACCGACCACUUGGCCGUCGGCACUUACUACUUGACCGAGGUCGACGAUAAGUUUAGAAGAUUUUACGCCGUCAAGGAGUAA